UUAGCAGUUUAUUUUUUUCAUAAAAUAAUUUUAUUUCCAUGUUGUGUGUAGUGUGGGAGACCGGUUAUAGUGAAUGCAUUUUAUGGGGAGGCUGGAUAUAGUGAAUGCAGGGUCCAGGGAGACCGGAUAUAGUGAAUGCAGGGUCCAGGGAGACCGGAUAUAGUGAAUGCAGGGUCCGGAGAGACCAGAUAUAGUGAAUGCAGGGUCCAGGGAGACCGGAUAUAGUGAAUGCAGGGUCCGGGGAGAGCGGAUAUAGUGAAUGCAGGGGUCCGGGGAGAGCGGAUAUAGUGAAUGCAGGGUCCGGGGAGAGCGGAUAUAGUGAAUGCAGGGUCCGGGGAGAGCGGAUAUAGUGAAUGCAGGGUCCGGGGAGACC
Staurois parvus is the source of this 373-nucleotide messenger RNA. NCBI's taxonomy places the organism in Eukaryota, Metazoa, Chordata, Amphibia, Anura, Ranidae. The record is from the annotation of a GenBank genome assembly.